Hemibagrus wyckioides is the source of this 4003-nucleotide messenger RNA. It is a transcript of the gene tinagl1, whose product is annotated as tubulointerstitial nephritis antigen-like 1. The transcript is spliced from 12 exons. Gene Ontology annotation, cellular component: lysosome. The coding region runs from base 164 to 1597 and encodes 477 amino acids. The record is from RefSeq and is a predicted model, not a curated record. Gene Ontology annotation, molecular function: cysteine-type peptidase activity; peptidase inhibitor activity. Gene Ontology annotation, biological process: proteolysis. NCBI's taxonomy places the organism in Eukaryota, Metazoa, Chordata, Actinopteri, Siluriformes, Bagridae.
UAUAAAGGCCGGUACUCAGACAGCUGAGGGGACUGAAAGGUAGAAGAGGAAAAAGGAACUGAGAGAGACUCCAAUCACUCGUCUAACUGAACUUUGUCCUGUUCUGUUUCUCUUCUGGAAUAAAACAGCAGAGGAUCUAUUUCAUACAGUGACAAGGUGAUUAAUGAUGACGAUGAUGAUGAAGCUGGUUGUGGUGGUCAGUGCAGUGCUUCUCCUGAUGGCGGACAGCGGCAUGACGGAGAGGAUUCUGACCCGCAGAAGGAGGAUGCUGGACAACCCGCUACACGCUCAGGGUAUCCGCGACCCAUUCGGCUCAUACUGUGAGAGGAGAGGGGGCUGCUGUGAGGGCAGGAAUGAUGGGUGCACCAUGCCUUACCUGGAUACCAUCUGCUACUGUGACCUGUUCUGCAAUCGCACAGUGAGCGACUGCUGCCCCGACUUCUGGGGCCACUGUCUGGGAAUCCAGCCUCCUCCCAGAGGUAAAUGUGAGAGAAAUGGUCACUGGUUCCACUCAGGUGCGACCUACAAAGAGAACUGCAAUUUAUGUACAUGUAGUGCGAGUGGCCAGUGGGUCUGUGAGCAGCAUGCCUGCCUGAUAGAACAAGACAUGAUCCAGGCAGUGAACUGGGGAAAGUAUGGCUGGAAGGCAGCUAACUACAGUCAAUUCUGGGGAAUGAGUCUGGAUGAAGGUUUGCGCUACCGCUUGGGCACUCAGCGGCCUUCCCGAGCCAUCAUGAGCAUGAAUGAGAUUCAGAUGAACAUGGAUAACAACGAACAUCUGCCCAGUUAUUUCAAUGCUGCUGAGAAAUGGCCAGGAAAAAUCCACGAGCCUCUGGACCAGGGCAACUGUGCUGCUUCGUGGGCCUUCUCCACAGCCGCUGUAGCUUCAGACCGAAUCUCCAUUCAGUCCAUGGGACACAUGACCCCUCAACUCUCACCCCAGAAUCUGAUUUCCUGUGACACACGGAACCAAGGUGGCUGUGCCGGAGGCCGCAUUGACGGGGCAUGGUGGUACCUGAGGAGAAGAGGGGUGGUGACGGAGGAAUGUUAUCCGUUUAAUCCGCCCCAGCAGACCCCUGCUGAAGUGAGCCGCUGUAUGAUGCAGAGUCGCUCGGUGGGCCGAGGGAAGAGACAGGCCACAGCUCACUGUCCAAACGUCUACAGCUACCACAACGAAAUCUACCAGUCCACCCCGCCCUACAGACUGUCCUCAAAUGAGAAGGAGAUAAUGAAGGAGAUCAUGGAUAAUGGGCCUGUGCAAGCCAUCCUGGAAGUGCAUGAGGACUUCUUUGUGUACAAGAGUGGAAUCUACCGACACACUGGCGUGAAUGCACACAAAGCACAACAAUAUCGCAAGCAUGGCACACACUCCGUGAGGAUCACAGGGUGGGGAGAAGAAACAGAUUACAAUGGAAAAACACGCAAGUACUGGAUUGCUGCCAACUCAUGGGGCAAGAACUGGGGUGAAGACGGCUAUUUCCGCAUUGCACGAGGAGAAAACGAAUGUGAAAUUGAGGCUUUCGUGAUUGGCGUGUGGGGCCGGAUAACCAUGGAGGACAUGCACAGCCAUCAUCAUCACCAUGGAAGACACAAAUAGAGAUGCCCAAUCACGUGCGUCUCUGAUCCUCAUGCCGCCUUCUAACAUCCAUAUGCACCUCAUUGCCAGACUCAGUCAGGACUACAGCGGGAGACUGCAGCAUGGGUUCUAUUAAAGCCAUCAAACUUCUACUGAAUAUAUUAUUCUCACCAGUGCUGAUAGGUGUCUUGUAGCUCGAAUGUGGACAGUUUUGGAUUGAGCCUUGUGGUGAUUCUAACGCUCUCUUUUUCACUAUGCAAGAAAAUGCCAAUGAAAAGUCAGUUCAGUUAUUGGUCCAGGAAAAUUCAGGUUCGUGGAGACUUGCCUGUAGCUGUGAGCUCACCAUCGCCCCCUGGUGGUCACAUAACUCAGUUACAAUUACACAUCUACACACUAUGAGAAGAUGAGCCCUGUUAAUGAUGACAAAAAUUGCUAUAACUUUAAUCAUCUUGUUUAUUUUUUUUAUCUUGUUUAUUUUUUAUUAGCUAUCUCCUUGUAGGUAGUUCAGAACUGUAAGUAACAUAAGACAGUACAUUCCAACACUGCGAAAUUAAACACACUGGAAAAGGCAAGACGAUGUGAGGUGGAAUUUAUUACCAAUUAUUUAUUUUAAAUAACUAUUUUUUACAGUAACUAUGUUUAUGGGUGUCCUUGUUUUCCUGAGUGAUUGGCUUUCAAUUUAAACAUUCCAUUUAUUCCAAAUGCAUUACAUUCUCCAGCUGAAAAUCAGAUAUAGUGCUGAAGCGAUCAGACUAUCCCUGAAAUCUAACACAGUGACAGGCAUCAUAAUGACCACAGAUAUAACAGCAGUGCUUAUUCAGUAUCAGCUAAUCUUUGCUAAUCUUACACACUGGUUCUCAAACCUUCUGAUUGAUUUCCUGAGCUCUUUUCAUUAACUCUCUCUUUUUUUUAUUCCUGAAAUUUCAAUAGACAGAAGUCCCAUUAAAACACAUUAAACUAAGGUGACCAGUCAAGGAGGCAGUAUGAAGGCUAAGAAUGACUGAUCAGUAUAUUUAUGGUUAUAAUCUUGAAAUAUUACAACUAACACAUCUUAUUUCUGUUUGUUUUAUACUGUAAAGCUGUGGUUUCUUGGGGAUUUUGACUAGUCUAAACCCUCGCUAAACAUAAUUCUGCUUUCUGGCAUAAACUAAUAUAAAUUAUGUUCGUGUUACAAAGUGAAAGGCAGUUUUUACUAUCUUAGUUUUUUUCCUCUGCUGAUUAUCAUUUUUUAAAGAAGCAAAACCUACUUGGAAUCUUCUUGUUUUCACAUACUAACAGUGCAAGUGCUACUGCGGGGUGAUGUGAUAUCAUUCUGUACAUUUUUCCCCCCCAUUUAAAAUGAUAAGCAGGUCUCCACUGCUGAUAGGAAUCAUACCCAGCAAUUCCAUGACAGCUGAAUUAUUCUCAGAGUUAAGUUAUUAAGUAUUCUCACCACAGAAAAUGAUUUUUAUAAGUCCCCCUCAGCUAUGUGGCUCCGUAUGUGGGAAGAAAUGUGUGCUCGGAUACAGCGUUAUACAAAGCUCGUGUGUCCUGCUUAGUCACUUAGGUGCAGAUUUCCAUUUAUUUUAACUUUAGCUGUAAAUCACGCCUGUUCACUUCACAGCAGCAUCACACACUUGAAUAAAGAGCUGAGGGGAUACAGUACAGCACUGGGCAGAAUGAACACAGCUGCUCACUUCGAACAUUAUUCACAGCGCAUUAUGAAAGUUUAAGAAGUCACAUGAGCACAUAACCACUAAUCAUGCAAGGAAUGUGAACUCUUGUGAUGACCGUUAGUGUUGAUUGUUUUCUUCACUUCUAUUCUGAACACACACACAAUGAGCCUCUGCAACUGAAAUGCAUCUCUACUUCUGAUACAUCAUUACCAUUAUAAGCUAAUCUCAGUGGACAUAAACUUGACACACACGUAUAUAUAUAUAUAUAUAUAUAUAUAUAUAUAUAUAUAUAUAUAUAUAUAUAUAUAUAUAUAUAUAUAUAUAUAUAUAUAUAAUGUUAUGCUGUUUAUAAAGUGGUGAUGAGCUUCCAUGAUCCAUCCAUUCAGUUAGCAAGAGGAUUCAUUUUCUCACAGCAGAGAUAAACCCCUCACAGAGCUGAGAGUGUGCUACAAGACUGAACCCUAGUCAUGCAGAGGAAAUGGGUUUUGGCCAGAUGAUGUAUACUUAAGUCUCCUGUAUGGAUAAUUGGUCUCCAUUGGCUUAGAAAGCUCUGCGUAAAAAUAUUUCCCAGUGUAAUGUUUUUUAAUUAAAUUAAAGAGAGAUUUAUAUCAGAUUAUCAGACUAUUUAAGAAGAGAGUUUUUGUAAAUGAUAUCCCUUUGUUCUUUGGUGCAAUGUGUAUUAUUAUUGCGGUCACUUUUAUUGUAUAUAUACAACAUAAACCACUGUAAUGUCCACCUGUGUAAUACAAUAAAAUCCAAAUUCAUUCUCCAA